Ceraceosorus guamensis is the source of this 3237-nucleotide messenger RNA. RefSeq lists its product as hypothetical. The transcript is spliced from 6 exons. Gene Ontology annotation, biological process: cytoplasmic stress granule assembly. The coding region runs from base 1 to 3237 and encodes 1078 amino acids. Gene Ontology annotation, molecular function: RNA binding. The record is from RefSeq and is a predicted model, not a curated record. Lineage: Eukaryota; Fungi; Basidiomycota; Exobasidiomycetes; Ceraceosorales; Ceraceosoraceae. Gene Ontology annotation, cellular component: cytoplasmic stress granule.
AUGGCAUCUAAUGCUAGAGGUGGCAGAGGUGGGGGCCCGGGAGCUUCGCAAAGGCUCAGCGCCACACCGACAGGUAAUUGGCGCACUGGAGGACCGAAUGGUGCUGCAUCUGGUGCAAGUCCUGCAGGCGGAGCAGGCUCGAGAUGGGCCGCUGGACCUCCAAGGAACAAUCAAAGUGCUCAGAACGGGAACGCCAGCGGAAGCUCCACACCCGGUGUUGCUGGGCCCGCUGCAAGCAAGGGAGCCAAUCCUGCCAUCGCUUCACCAAGCAGCACGCAUGCUAUCCCCACCACGUCGUUCCCAUCGCUUGCCGCAAGCGCACAAGCCGCUCAGGCCAAGCCCCCGAAUGCUGCUGCGAAGGAUAUGAGGGAGCGCCUGACAUUUCUGCUGGUGUCUCUUAUCGGCACUCCUGUAGUUGCAACAACUCAUGGUGGCUUCAAAUUCAUCGGCAUCCUGAGCGCCACCUCGCCGGACUCCGACGAGCUGGGCGUCGCCCUCUCUGCUGCGCAGGAGGUGCUUCCUGGAGGGGAGUAUGGACCGCUGCGAAAGAUGCUCGUCAUCAAUGGUAGCGAUCUGGACGAGGUGCACGCCUCUGACGUUCGGUUGGGCGAGGUGCAAUCCGAGCCGAAUAGGAAGCGAGACGGCUUUCGGACUGACACCGAGAUUUCCAAGCUGGGUGAUCCAUUCGGUGGCGGGCGGGAGCUCCAAAAAUGGUCUGAUGACCCGGAGCUGGCGCCAAUCGAAGCGCCUGGCGGGCUCAGCGCCGCAAGCGGCGCACUUGAUAGUGCUAGCCGAGGCGGCGAAUGGGACCAAUUCAAGGCCAAUGAAGCGCGCUUUGGUCUCAAGAGUGACUACGCAGAAGAUCUGUACACGACUCGUCUCGAUAGAUCGGGCAAGGACUUUGCGCAGCGCGAACGUGAAGCAGACCGCUUGGCGAGAGAGAUCAUGGGCCAGGCUUCUACUAAUGCUCACAUCGCUGAAGAGCGUGGGCAGCACGAGAACGCCAACAUUACAGAGGAGGACCGAUACGGUGCGGUGGUGCGCAACCCGAAUGCGUACGUCCCGCCGGCUUUGCGCCGAGCCGGGGCUGCCACCACAGGGACUGCCUCACCAAAGGCCAACGGAGUUCCACAACCUGCCGCUGCUGCCGCCGCCCCUGCCGCCGCCCUCCCUUCUCAAUCUGCUAGUGCAGCAGCCGCUUUACCCAUCGCGGUCCCCAGCUCCAAUUCUGUCCACGUUUCAUCCGGACCGCCUGCCGAGAGUACCUCGACAGGCACCCUCGAUGCAUCGACAGCCGCACCAGUGUUGCAGACGCAAGCGCCGACCCCAGUACUCGGCACCACUCCAGAAACCGCAUCAGUCGAUCCGGCCGCCAAAAAGGAUGCAGAGUCCCGGCAUAUACUGGGCGACUUCCGCGAGUUCGUCAACAAGGAGAGAGAACGCUUGGAAAAGAAAAGAGCCGCUCUCGCCAAAAAGGAGAAAGACGAUAGGUUGGCCGAACUCAAACAAUGGGGCGGCAGCUUCAAGCUGAAGACGCCCGUUCCAGCCGACGUUGCGAAGUCGCCGAGCGGAUCGAAAGGAGUUACGACUUCUCUCUCGCCAUCCGGCGCCGCAGCAUCGGAAAAGCCUCGCGACCCAACGCUGCUCAAGAGUUUGAGCCCAACCACCGUCGCUGGGGAAGCAGUGCGCUCAGCCGACAGAUCGGAAGGAACCGCAUCCGUCGCUACUUCACCUAAAGUGGCGCCUCGCUUCGCUGCUACCGCUUCGAACGUCAGCGCAGGCGCUGCCAGCCGCGAAUCACAGCCAAUCUCAAAGGGCCUAGCAGGCAUGACGAUUCCGAAGAUACCGCCUUUCAACCCAAAUGGUGCAGCCAAGCGGAAAAGCCCAGCGCUUGCUAGCUCGAGCACUUCAGCGACGAUAUCUGGUGGGACCACGCCGUUCAACGAUGGCGGGCCAGCCUCCGGCGCUCCGGGAGGUGCAUCUGGCCUCACAGCGUCGACUAGCGUCUUUAAAAUGAGUGCGAAAGCAAAUUCAUUCAAACCUUUCAAUCCCAAUGCUACUGCAUUCACCCCAGGGACGACCGCGAAAAAGGAUGUGUCUACCUUGGGCGCCUCGACACCUGCUAAGCCUACCAAUCCUUUCUUCGGCAAUCGCGUGAUCAAGAAGCCGACCGCACCAAGUUCGCUCCACGUUCGCGAAGACUUCAAUCCUUUCAAAGUCAGCAAGGUACCAGAGGCUUCGGCUGUUGGACCGCUUUGGACUUUCACGGGCAAGCCGUAUCGUCAGCUCUUCGCUGCCGUCUUACCACCAGGUGGCCCGCAGGCAGGACCCAGCGGACAGGUGUCCGGCGUCGGAUUCAGCACUGAAGAGGGCUCAGCUGGCUCCGCAGCCCCUGCGCACGUUGCCCAAGGAGCGCCGCAGCAACACUUUGCCCACGUUCCCGUUGGAGCUCAAGGUCAAGCGAUGCAGUCAUUCGGUCAAUCUCAGGCGGGCGCCUCUUCAAUGCCGCAACCGCAUCCGACUGGUCCGGGCGGACCUGCAAACAACGUAGCUGCACCGGGCACGCCUGGUGCUCAGCACGUCCAGCCUGGACAGCCGGCUCAUCCUCCUCAGGCAGGAUUGCCGCCUCACUCGCAAGGUGGGCCACCACACCAUGGACAGCCUUUUGCGCCGAUCAUGUAUGCAGCACAACCGUAUGGCGCAUAUCGCUUCCAGGGACAGCCGCAGCAGCAACAAAUGAUGCCCCAAAUGCAAAUGCAACCAGGGGCGCCAAUGCCGUACGGUGCUAUGCCCCCACACUUUGCCAUGCAGGGCAUGCCAUUCUCACCACCCCUUCCACCUCACGGUGCUCCAUCAGGCUUGUACAGCCCACAGAUGGGACAUCAAAUGCCACAUGGACCGCAUGGCAACCAGUUCAUGGGCGGGGCAGGUGGCCACUCUGGUGGACCGCCACCUCCUCCUUACGUCGGCGGCCUUCCCAGCGGCGGUCCCCCCCCACGGCCUGGUCAUAUGCCACCGCACAUGCAGGGCAAGGGACCACCAGGUCAUUUCUACCAGGGCCAACCGAUGCAAGGGAUGACAUAUGGCGCUCCUUUCCCGCCAGGCGCUCAGCCUUUUCCGCCAGGAGGGGGGCCGCAAGCGUCUACUGGUAAUGGUAACGUCAGCGGGUCGAAUGCAGGACAGCAACCAUCUAGCAGUGCAGCGCAAACACCGUCUUCGGGAAGCGCGCAGGGUUGA